AUGCUUUUAAUUCGUUGCCAUCAGAGGAUUCACCCGUUAGAAUUAUUCAAUCAGUCUGCUAGACUUUUAUCUGCUACCCGGUCUCAUCAAUGUAAAGCUUCAACGUCAAAGCAAAGCGCUGUCAUGGGGACCAGGUCAGAUUUGAAGGUCUCUGAUGUCGAGUCGAAGGUAGGGGAGAAGAAAAAGCGGCGACUUUUUGGUCCUAGAGACGUUCCGAUAAACAUCAACUUCCCAAAUGAGAAAGGUAUACCAGAUGAUCUAUAUGAUACGGACAUUCCAGUUGAAGAAAUUUUAAAGGACGCUCCACGAUUACUGAAAAAGCAGGCUGAGCUGCUCAAAGAAGAGCUGUCUUCGACUGAAAUUACAUUCGAAAAGAAGGAACUAGUCGAAGACAUGGUUGGUGUGCGGCACAAUGAAGCACGAGUCGAGUGGAGAUUUGACACCCCAGAAGCAUUGUCGAAGUGGAAUACGGGAUGCGAUUCUGAUUGGAAGGAAGGAUACUCAACAGUUCAGUUCGUCCCUACUGACAACAAUACCGCACUUUUCAAAGGCAAGAUUUGCACAGAAAUUGUGAAAGACGGGCGAGUCGAGCGAGCUGGUUGGGCAAGCAUAAAGUUGGAGGAUCGUAAAUUUCUCAAUAGGAAAAAAUUUCUUUGGAAGUGGAGAAACUUUAGUCAUCUUCUUAUAAAGUGCCGAGGUGAUGGACGAAGUUACAAGAUUAUGCUGCACGCACCUCAAACAAUCGAUAUGACCUGGGGAGACUCGUACUCUUAUCCUCUACAUACUCGUGGUGGUCCCUACUGGCAGUAUGAAAAAAUUCCGUUCUCAAAAUUCUUUCUUACUGUGGCGGGACGUAUUCAAGACAAGCAAAAUAGGGUUUUCCUAGAAGAAGUCAGCUCUCUUGGAAUCGUGUUGAUGGAUCGCAUAGACGGCGAAUUUCAAUUGGAAUUGGACUAUAUCGGGCGUUUACAACGACCAAACGCACUUUGA
Ostertagia ostertagi is the source of this 990-nucleotide messenger RNA. The record is from the annotation of a GenBank genome assembly. NCBI's taxonomy places the organism in Eukaryota, Metazoa, Nematoda, Chromadorea, Rhabditida, Trichostrongylidae.